AUGGCAUUCCUUAGCGAAGAGAGUUACAAAGAUGCCAUCGAGGAGUGUCACAGUUACAAUGCCCGUCUAUGUGCCGAGCGCCAUCAGCGCCUGCCCUUCCUGGACUCUCAGACUGCAGUGGCCCAGAGCAACUGUUACCUCUGGAUGGAAAAGCGACACCGUGGUCCGGGCCUGGCACCGGGCCAGUGGUGUUCCUAUCCUUCUCGGCGUUGGCAGAAAAAACGCCAGGUCCACCUUUCUGAAGUUCCGCCGCUCUCCUUCUCAUCCACCAAACCAGACAUAGAGGGGACUCCAAAGAAGGAAGGACAAAUUUCUCAGGCUGGAAGCAGCUCUAGGACCUCCAUGCGCACUAACCCAGGAAAGCGGGCUGCCCAAGACCCCGGAGCUAAUGGUGAUCGCCUGGGCGGAUCUCAGAUUACCAACAGCGGGGCAGAGAAACAGACCCUGGAGUUCCAGGAGGAAGAUGAGGACCGGGUGAAUGACCAUGAGGAAGAUAAAACCAAGCCCAAGCAGGGCAAGGGCAAAGCCAAGGCCAAAAGUGUGAGUACAACCUCCAGUAAGUGAUAAGUUCUGGAUGCUUCUAUCCUAAAGGGGACAAACUCUCUAUACUUGCUAGCUCCUGUGCUAGGCCCCAUUACUCAGUGGACAGAGAAGAUGGAAGAGGUCUUUGAGCGGCUACUUGUUACUCAGCCAGAUGUGUUCAUGACGAUUGGUUUAGAUUCCAUUGGAACCACAGAUAACAGCCUUAAAGCUGGUGUGAUUAAGAUCAAGAAACCUUAA
This is a messenger RNA of Trichosurus vulpecula (common brushtail), 780 nucleotides long. RefSeq names its product zinc finger protein ubi-d4-like. The record is from RefSeq and is a predicted model, not a curated record. Lineage: Eukaryota; Metazoa; Chordata; Mammalia; Diprotodontia; Phalangeridae. Gene Ontology annotation, cellular component: nucleus.